GAGAGAGAAUGGCGGCAUCGACGACCCCUCAAGCUCAAGCGAUUCCACCGCAAGCUUCCAGGACGUUGAACCACUGCUUUCAUCCCCACCCUCUCCUUGAGAUCUACAUCAACCGGGAGUUCGAGUGCGAUGGUUGCAACGCCCUCGGCCAAGGAAGGCGUUACCGUUGCUCCGGCUGCAACUUCAACCUCCACGAACGCUGCGCCAUGUGCCCUCUCACUCUCUCCUCCCACCUCCACCCGAGCCACGCUCGAUCUCGUCUACCUGUCCCUCGGUAGGGUCUGCGACCUCUGCCGCAAGGAGGUUUGCGGCCUCUACUACAGGUGCGAGCCGUGCGGGUUCGACAUCCACCCGCUGUGCACGGACCUGCCGGUGACGGUGGAGUACGCCAUGCACCUCCACCCACUCCUCACACUCAGGUGUGGCGAGCCACGUAAAUGUGCGGUCUGUCAGCAGGUGUGUGAUUCCUGGCGGUACACCAGCCACUGCAAGGGGUGCCCCGUUGACGUCCAUCUGAAGUGCGCGUUGCAAGAGCCAGCGCCGGAUCGCCAGACCAGGACUGCUCCGGCGUUUUUGCAUCAUCAUGGAAGCCGCCGGAAGAAGAUUUACUUGAUCCUGGCCAAGAUCGUGGUGAAGGCUACCAUCGGCUGCUUUACUGGUUGGUGAUUUCGUAGUUCCGACCAAGGCACCUCUUUCAGGAUCUCGUGAAGUCUUCUCCCCACAAUAAUAAUCCGAUCAAGGUGCCACGUACCUUAUGUUCUACGAAAAUCUCCCUCAGCGUCGUUCUUAUCCUUCACAGACUCCUUUUGUUCAACUUUUUUGCACAUCGUCCAAAUACUACGGUCACCUUGCGCAUAUGUGAAUAUUUUUCCUGGCAUACCAUGUGUGGAGUAUUUGAGUACAAAACAUACCAUUCCAGUCCAUUUCCUCAAAGUUAGCCAUAUCUCUGAUUGAAUGGGAAAGCCCAUGUCAUUCCCCUGUAAGUUUUUAGAGAUUCGGUUAAAGGACACUAUGGAAGAGGGAAGAAAGGAAAAGGCCCAUUUUUCACGGCAAAGCUUCACAAUGCUUCAUCAGCAACGGAAAAAUACCCAAGCUGGACAAGAAAAGUCCUUGCCUUUUAGUUUCUUUUCAGAUGACAGUUUAGCUUCCCUAUUUAUAAAUGAGUCAAUGCUCCAGCUCUCACACUGCAGAGUCAUAAAAUAAGGGUAGUGAUGAAAAGGGGUUCAUCAAAAGGAUGUGAAGGUAAGUCUGUUCAAAGCAAUAGAUGUCCCUCAAAAUGAAAUGACUUGUACAGUUGUACUGUCUUAAAAAUACAGCUCAAGUCUAAGGAACCUUCAUUGCUUUCUCUAAUGUGCCUAAAAUUUCAUAUAUCAUCCCCAUUUGUGGAUGCCCUGGCGACCCCACAAGAAAUUCAUGCACAAUACCAUCUAUUUGGAUCCAGCUAUGCCCUGGCUGCUUCUUGACCCCCCUUUCCCUCAUGACCCACCUCAGAACCGAGACAUCAUCCCAUUGCCUGUCAGCUGCAAAUGCAUUUGCCAACAUCACAUAACCAGCAGAGUUUUCAGGGUCGACCUGCACAAGCUUUUUCGAUACA
This is a messenger RNA of Eucalyptus grandis, 1594 nucleotides long. RefSeq lists its product as uncharacterized. The transcript has 2 exons. The record is from RefSeq and is a predicted model, not a curated record. NCBI's taxonomy places the organism in Eukaryota, Viridiplantae, Streptophyta, Magnoliopsida, Myrtales, Myrtaceae. Bases 130 to 666 code for a protein of 178 amino acids.